Messenger RNA from Astyanax mexicanus (Mexican tetra), 5952 nucleotides. RefSeq names its product mgat4 family member C (gene mgat4c). Gene Ontology annotation, molecular function: acetylglucosaminyltransferase activity. The transcript has 7 exons. The record is from RefSeq and is a predicted model, not a curated record. Gene Ontology annotation, biological process: protein N-linked glycosylation. The coding region runs from base 766 to 2199 and encodes 477 amino acids. NCBI's taxonomy places the organism in Eukaryota, Metazoa, Chordata, Actinopteri, Characiformes, Acestrorhamphidae.
CUGAGGAUCCUCGGUAUUCUCCCUCAGUCAGCAGCGCUCGGCAGCAGAGUGUGUGUGUGUGUGUGUGUGUGUGUGUGUUAGAGAGACAGAGAUAGGAGGCGGAGGAAGAAGGCACGGCAGCUGAGAAACGCCGAAGCAGCACUCGACCUGUACAUUACACUAUUUACACUGAACUGGGCUUCAUGAGGAGCUCCUGAGGUUUUGUUCGCUGGAGAAGCGGUGGGCGCGAGGAGGCUUCUGCUGUGUGUGCGCGCGCGUGCGUCUCUAGCUUCGUGUGUUGGUGUUGGUGUGUGUGUGUGCUGCUGAAACAGUCAUUCGCUGCCACAGUCAGUCAGUAGUCUGCCUCUCUCUCUCUCUCAAACACACACACACACACUGCUCCUCACACACUCAGACCACAGAAUGAGCCAGCAGCAGCAGCAGCAGCAGCUCGGGAGUUGAAGAUGCCAGGCUCGCGCGUUCACGAGACCUCGCCAAGUGGAUCUGACGCACUGUGGCCAGGCAGCAGUAACAUAUACUGUAACUAACUACUUGAGCGAAGGUAGCCCUGGUAGCAAGACUGCAUGCUGAUGUCUUGAAAAUGUCUGACGGUUUGAUCUGUGGAGAAAGCCCCGACCAAUAAUGGCCCAUAGGAUAAGCAAUAUAAAGGUAACAAAUGAUCCGUUGUUUCUGGGCGUGUUGUAUGUCUUCUCCUGCAACCUUCACACACUCUUCUGCAAACACGUCUGAGCCCUGCGAACAGAUUUGAGCAGCAGCAUCCUCAGCAUGAGGCUUCUGUUGAAGUACCUGGAUAAAAUGAGAUGUUUCCGGAAGCGCUCCACCAUCCCCUUUCUUGUGGUGCUCAUCACUUUCCUCCUCUUCAUGAACCUCUACAUGGAGGAUGGUUAUGUUCUGGAGGAGGAUAAACGGCAGCUGAGGGAGGCAUCAAUGCAUCCGCUCAAUUCUGAGCGCUAUGUUCACACCUUCAAAGACAUCACCAAUUUCUCUGGAACCAUCAAUGUGACCUACCGCUACCUAGCUGGAACCCCCUUGCCUCGGAAAAAAUAUCUCACUAUUGGACUGUCAUCUGUAAAAAGAAAACGAGGGAAUUAUCUUUUGGAGACCAUCAAAUCCAUUUUUGACCAGUCCAGCUAUGAGGAGCUCAAAGAGAUUGUGGUGGUGGUUCACCUGGCAGAUUUUGACUUAGCUUGGUGUGAAAGUUUAGUUCAGGAGAUCUCCAGGAAAUUUGGGCAUCAUAUAAUUGCAGGGCGUCUUUUGGUCAUCCACGCACCUGAGGAGUACUACCCGUCUCUUGAUGGUCUGAAGAGGAACUACAACGACCCUGAAGACCGGGUUCGGUUCCGCUCCAAGCAAAACGUAGACUAUGCUUUUCUGCUCAACUUCUGCACCAACCUGUCUGACUUCUACAUGAUGCUGGAGGACGACGUGCGAUGCUCACGGAACUUCCUCACGGCCCUGAAGAAGGUGGUGACGUCUCGAGAAGGCUCAUAUUGGGUGACGUUGGAGUUCUCUAAGCUUGGCUACAUUGGCAAGCUUUACCACUCGCGAGAUCUCCCCAGACUUGCACACUUCCUCCUCAUGUUCUAUCAGGAGAUGCCUUGCGAUUGGCUGCUGAUCCACUUCCGAGGCCUGCUGGCCCAGAAGGACGUGAUCCGCUUUAAGCCGUCUCUUUUCCAGCACAUGGGCUACUACUCCUCGUACAAAGGGGCUGAGAAUAAACUGAAGGACGACGACUUCGAGGAAGACUCUCUCGACAUCCCAGACAACCCACCUGCCACCCUGUACACGAACAUAAACGUGUUCGAGAGCUACGAUGCUGCCAAAGCUUACAGUAGUGUGGAUGAGUACUUCUGGGGCAAGGCUCCCUCCACUGGAGACUUCUACGUCAUAGUGUUCAACAAGGCCACGAAAAUCAGUAAGAUUAAGAUCACCACUGGAACGGACGAUCGUCAGAAUGACAUUUUGCAUCACGGAGCUUUAGAGGUUGGAGAAAAACUGGUAGGAACUAAGAAAGGGAGGCAGUGCUCCUCUUACAUCACGUUAGGGGAGUUUAAAAACGGGAACAUCGAGGUCAAUGAUGUGGAUCAUAAGAUUUCUUUUGAUAUCGAGUGCGUUCGCAUCGUGGUAACAGCCAAUCAGAAGGAGUGGUUGAUCAUCAGAAGUAUAAGCCUGUGGACUACACAGCCUCCGAGCCAGUGAGAAGAACUGCUGUGAAUCACUACUGUAAUCAUCACACGAAGGCACAACAAUCAAAUGUCCAGUUUUCUUUGUUUAUUUAUCUAUUUAAUUAAGUUUUCUAUUUAUUAGGUUAUUUAUUCAUUUUUUAUAUAUAUCUGGAAACUCUUUGGUUUUGCUUCAAACCUUAAGUACAGUAUAUCUACAAAAGUGCGUACAGAACUUUAUCUGAGAUAUUAUCAUAUUUUUCUGAUGACUUUGGCACCAGUUCAUGAUUUCAUGAAUGAGAACACUUCAGUUCUUGUUGGCGUACCCUGUUUUUUUCCCCCCGGAAUUAUUCCAUAUCUUUCCAGCUGAGAAUCUCAGCAGACAGCCUGAGACUGUCCAGGUUUUUAAUACUUGGCAGCGGAAUUUUCAACCAUAACCUUGGGAAUCCAGUUACAUGCUCAGGAAACACUCUGUUUGAAGGUUACCUAGUACACAGAGGAUUCAUAACACAUUCAUAAGCAUGUAAAGCAGUAUUUAAAUGUUUAUGAAUAGCACAUACCAGUACCCACAACAUGGCGGGAGAUGUUUUAUGAAUUUAGUGAGCGUGUCUUAGUUUUGAAUAUCAUGUUAAGCAUGUCAUCAGUAGAGUUUAAGGGAGGGAAUAACAAUAAUAUAAGGCAUGAAAGAGCCUUCAUAAUACACGAUGUGUUUAGGGAAUUCUGCUUUAAAGGAAGAUUUAAUGAAUGAAAAAGCAUUGAAAAGUCGUUCAUAUAAAUUAUACGUAUUGUUUAUAAAAAAAGUGUCUUAAGCUGUCUUAUAAACUCUAUAUGAUGUGGGAAUGAUGCUUUAUAAUAGACAUAGUUACAAAUGAAAUGAAAUGAUGCAAAGAGUCAUCACUUUAGAUUAAGGGCAUCAAAUUCCUUCAUAAUGAUAAAAAAAACUUUAUUCUGCUGACACUGCUGGGAAAUACUUUACAGAUACUGUAUGUUUCAAAGAGAAAAAUGUAUGUAUAAUGUAAUAAACUUAUACUAUAAUGUGUAUAUAUUUAUAAUAUAGGAUGAUAUUCAACUCUUAUAUAUGUCAAUACUACUUGAUUUUAUAUCAUGUUGUGAGUACCGACAUAUAAGCUAUUCAUCAAUAUUAAAGCUUUCUUUAAGGCUUAAAAACAUACAUUUUUAAAUAAAUAUAUCAUGAAAACAGGAUUCAGUGCUUGUAGGUGUUAUGAAGCCGCUGUGUCAGUAUCCUUCAAAUGAAGUGUUACCCAUGCUCAUGAUCAGCUGAAGCUGCUGCUGCUGCUUCAGGAAUUGUAAGCAUCUCCAAGUGAAGAUAUUUGUCAUUCGAUGUAUUUGUUUGUCCCAUUUCCUUCCCCCGUUUUACGGAACGGUUCCGUUAUCACGCCUUCCUGUCAGCAAGCACAUGGUCAAUAUAGCAUUGAAUAUACAAUGUAUUGUGGCAUGAAUUUAGUCGACAGCACUUCAUAUCGUCUCCCCCUCGAGCGCCAGCCGAAAUGUCAUUUAUUCAAUCAACAUCGAGCCUGGAGGGUCACCUUUAGACUAGUGUUUUGAGAUUGCGGUGUGUAAUUUGUCAGUGUGUUCCUUCAGAAGCAUGGACCACAACACAGUGUUUCUAUUCACCCAUCUUCUGAAGGCUCGUGAUUGAACAGUACAGUGACGAAUGAGGUGGACCUGUUCUCCCUUCUUCUCUCUUUUUGCCUCAGCACAAUUUUACACAAGUAAAUUGGAUUUUGUUUGGCACUCUCUUUCUCUCUCUUUCUUUCUCUCACUAUCACUCUUUGUGUGUGUGUGUCUCUCUCUCUCUUAUGUUUCUCUCUGUAUCAAAAGUUACACCAGCAACAGCCACCUUAGUGGAGGUCACUGUCAUAUCUAACACCCAGAACUAGUCUCUCUCCUGGAGAAUGACCUCUUCUGUAUUCAAUAUAUAUCCAAAAUUUACUGUCCAUAUCCACCUUAUUCCACCACGCCCACUUCAGAGUUUGUUACUUCUGCAUUUGUGUUAGAAUUUCCGGUCAGUUUACAAUAAAUAUUCGUAUCAAAUGUAAAAUAUAUACAGUCUAAAGUAGCUACUGCUGUGGACAUUAAUUGUAAAGUAGCUAACCGUGCUAAUCCAACAGUUCAACAGGCUAUGUGAAGAAAUAAUCAGUAAUAUAUAAAACCAAAAAAAGUGAAAUGGCUACAGGAGUUCAAUUUCCAAACACUGGAAAGAGCUGUCUGCCCUACCAGCUCCUCUCUAGACGCAAGGCUUGCAUGGGUUGCCAGAUUGAUAAACAGUGGCAAGUGAAGAUGAGUCUUACUCUGUAGCUAAUCAGUGAAUAUUUAGGUUUCAGUGUCCACAAUCCCUGUCUCUACUACGUUAGUGGUGGUGAUAAAUCCAUAACCAAGCUAUGAUCAGCAAUCUUACUGAAGCUCAGUGGUUACCUGUUCAGCAGAAAAAUAUCCAGCUCACCUGUUUCCAUGUCUGCAGAACACUGUUUGCACGCUGCUGCCUAUACCUGGCAACCCAGGUAUGGAAAUGGGACUGAGUGACUGGCGGUGGGCAGAUUUCGUCAUAAGAGGUAGUUAGUUAGGGCAGGUAUUUAAAGAGCGGUUGGUUGAUACGGGGUGGAGUUAGAGCAUGGAGUUUGGGCGUGGUCCUUCUCCCAAACUUUUGUUAUUACAGUGUAGUAAGCAAACUUUUGCUAUUAAAGUGUAUGUCAAUGUAGAAUAUCAAUCUAUAUUUAGAUUGAACAUCAUUUAUUAUCACUGUGGGUGUAAUAUUUAUCAAUGAACCUGCUGACACAUGGGAAGUUCUAACACAGAUUAAAGUAACGUGGCCCCUAUUUGUCCUGAUACAGAAUGAGAUGGAUAUAGAAGAAAAAAAUAUAUAACAAUGCAAUAACUAGAUAAACAAUGUUUACAAUACUUUACAAUGUAUGUAUUGCUGUUUUACUGAACGCUAGGCAUACUGUAGUGUAUAAAGCAUGGUAGGAGAACGUCCCUCUCCUCACCCACAUCUUAACCCAGGUGUGAAAAUCCAAUUAGUAAAUUUCCUGAUCAUGUGAGGUGAAUCUUUUGUGUUUUAUUCUGGACGAAUGCAUCUUCAGAUCUUCUGUGUAGGUAUGUGGCAUGUAUUAUCACAAAAAGUGGUUUUGUUCUUUCUCUCUGUUCAUCUCUCUCUUUCUCUCUCUCUAAUGCUCUCUCUCUUUCUCUCAGAAGCAAAGCACAGUCUCUUUUACAGAGAUGCACCUGAGGAAUUGCCGGUUGGGCUUCAAAUUGAUUGAAUUGAAAUUUGUGAUUACAGGAAGGUUUUUGUUAGCUUCAUAAUGAAACAUAAAAAAAAAAACACAUGACUCAACAGUGCAUGAACCAGGGAAGAAAAGAAUGUCGCAUUGUGAGUAAGCCUGUAAUUUGUGUUUGGGUUUUUAUCUGGAUUUACUUUUCUGUUUUAUUACAUGUUUCCAAACUGUCUGCUUUGAACUGGAGCAGCUCUGUACUGUACUUGGUUUGUAAUUUGAUAUACUAGGUACAUAUAACUACCUUAACUACAGCGUACAUCUCAGUCAGUGUGCUGCAUCGGCCUGUAAGUGAAGAGAAUGUCGUAUGAUGUACAUUUUACGUUGUGUUCUCUCAUCACAUCGUUUGUCACAUGGUACUGUAUGUAUAUGGUAAAAUGACAUAUAUUUUUUUACAUGUAUCAUUAGAACUGUUUGCCUUGUAUAUUGUACCUAAAUACAAACUGAUCAAGUGUUGAAACUGAAACUGAAAUGAAUGCCGUUGAUCUGGGGGAAAAAGA